AUGUGGAAUAAGUUUGGGCUUAUGAUUGUUUCAUAUUUGGGUGACGAAGGAGACCGCAAGGGGUUUGACGGCUUAGUAGAUCAUACACUAGAAAGUGAAGAAGUUGAUAAUGCUAAGGCUGAAGACGUUGAUACAGGCGGUACCCCUAAUUGGUUGAGGAUACCAAAGGAGGAUGAUACAAGUAAUGGGGCAAAACACAUUGAACUUAAAAAGAAGGGCGACGAAGAUGUUCACACCAUCAGUACACCUCCUUGGUUGAGGUUUAAUAUUGAGUUAGAGAAGCCAAUCGACGUGUUGGAGAAGAAGGUUGAGAUUGGCUUAGAGGAGCCAAUAGAUGUCGUUGACGAUGAGGUAAAAAUUGAGGACAGUGGAAAAAAACUUCCUACUCAUUUUGAUUCAGACGUCACAGAGAUAGAACAAUUUCCUACUCAACGACCACACGUUUGGCCCGCCCGUAGGAAGCGUGCAAAUAUUGACCUAUCAACCCCAUUCACAACUCUACCUAAACGGUCUAUGGCAUCAACCACCACUACCUCUCAGUGUGAACCAAUUGUUUAUGAUCCCAUGCACAAAAUACUUCACGUCGAUUUAGAUAGACUUCGAGCUUAGAUUACAGACAAGCGUACACACGAUGAGGUGUGUGAAACCUUUCAUGGAAAAAAAUCGAAGGUAUUUUUUAGAGACUUAUUUAUGUGUCGC
Molecule: messenger RNA, 699 nt
Organism: Cucumis melo (muskmelon)
Lineage: Eukaryota; Viridiplantae; Streptophyta; Magnoliopsida; Cucurbitales; Cucurbitaceae
Exons: 4
Coding region: 1-609 (202 amino acids)
Source: RefSeq, a predicted model, not a curated record